AUGGAUACCACAGUGAAUUCAGAGAAAUCUCACCUCAUUAAUGAAAAGAACGCGAAAAUGUAUUCACUGAAACUAAAAAGCCCAUUUUCAGGGUCCAAGGAGGGCUAUCCCAACUUUCCCUUUGAGAAUGGAGAUGCGGCUGGUGCCAUCGAGCUGAAGCGGCCCGUCGGCGCACACUGCCAUGGCAACAAGGCAACGUGUGGCGAAAGCCGUGAGAAGCUGAUAGCCAGGAAGAAGCUAUACAUUGCCUCUUUAGUUUGCCUGGUCUUCAUGAUCGGAGAGGUCAUAGGUGGCUACCUGGCCCACAGCUUGGCCAUCAUGACCGAUGCUGCGCACCUUCUCACCGAUUUUGGCAGCAUGAUGGUCAGUCUCUUUUCCCUGUGGAUCUCCUGUAGACCCCCCACCAAGACCAUGAACUUCGGAUGGCACCGUUCAGAGAUACUGGGAGCCUUGGUGUCAGUGCUGUCCAUCUGGAUCGUGACAGGAGUGCUGGUGUACCUGGCCAUUGAGAGAAUCGUUAAAAAUGACUACGAGAUUGAAGGCCACGUGAUGCUUAUCACCUCUGGCUGUGCAGUUGUGGUCAACAUCAUAAUGGCUUAUAUCCUGCACCAUUCCACCACCUUCCAUGGUCAUGGCUCGGGGUACCAAAAGAUCGACGAGGGAGGGGUGAGCCCGGUUGGCCACGGCCACUCACAUACCCUCUUAGGUAGCCAUGGCAACACCAGCGUGAGGGCGGCCUUCAUCCAUGUGGUGGGGGACCUGUUACAGAGUGUGGGAGUGAUGGUAGCUGCCAUCAUUAUCUACUUCCGGCCGGAAUAUAAAAUAGCCGAUCCAAUUUGUACCUUCCUGUUCUCCAUGUUUGUGCUGGGAACCACACUCACAAUCCUGAGGGAUGUCUUCAGAAUACUCAUGGAAGGGACGCCCAAGGGUGUUGAGUUCAACUCCGUGAAGGAGGUGCUGCUGUCCCUGAAGGCGGUGAAGGCCAUGCACAGCUUGCAUCUCUGGGCUCUGACCCUGGGUCAGUCCCUGCUGUCUGUCCAUGUGGCCAUCGAGGAGAAUGCGGACCCUCAGAGUGUCCUGAGAGAAGCUACCGAGCUGCUCCAGACCAAGUUCGGCUUCUACAGCACCACCAUCCAAGUGGAGCAGUACUCGGAGGACAUGGCUUACUGCUCACUGUGCCAGGACCCAAUGGACUGA
This is a messenger RNA of Megalops cyprinoides (Indo-Pacific tarpon), 1197 nucleotides long. RefSeq names its product solute carrier family 30 member 2 (gene slc30a2). Gene Ontology annotation, cellular component: plasma membrane. Gene Ontology annotation, molecular function: zinc ion transmembrane transporter activity. The record is from RefSeq and is a predicted model, not a curated record. The transcript has 8 exons. The coding region runs from base 1 to 1197 and encodes 398 amino acids. Gene Ontology annotation, biological process: zinc ion transmembrane transport; response to zinc ion. NCBI's taxonomy places the organism in Eukaryota, Metazoa, Chordata, Actinopteri, Elopiformes, Megalopidae.